CACAUGACGGCGGCUGAGGGGGACGCGAGCGCGAGCGGGGAAUGUGGAGGCCACAAUGUAGCGAGUGGGAACAGGGCUGAGCUGGGAUUGUAUCAAUUGAUGAGUGAGAGCGCGGACCCCUGGCCCCUGACACCCACCCUCACCCCCACCCGUGCCGGCCCGCAGCCGCCUCGCCUCGGCCGGAAAACCGAACCGCGGGCGGAGGCGGCGGCGGCGGAGGAGCGCCUGGCACCCCUGGUAAAAUGUGACAGGAUGACACAGGAGAAGAAGAAAAAGGCGAGCCGCACCGUCAUGCUGGCCAAAAAUAUUAUCAUGAGGGACCCGAGUACACAGCAUGGAAUUGGGAGGCCCAGUGUUUAUCAUGCAGUAGUUGUCAUCUUUUUAGAAUUCUUUGCCUGGGGACUGUUAACCACUCCAAUGCUAACCGUCCUGCAUGAAACCUUUCCCAAGCAUACAUUUUUGAUGAAUGGCCUUAUUCAGGGUGUAAAGGGUUUUUUAUCAUUUAUGAGCGCUCCGCUAAUAGGUGCUUUGUCUGACGUGUGGGGGAGGAGAUCAUUUCUCUUGCUGACAGUGUUCUUCACUUGUGUCCCAAUUCCUUUAAUGAGGAUAAGUCCAUGGUGGUAUUUUGCUGUUAUUUCAGUGUCUGGAGUUUUUGCAGUGACUUUUUCAGUAAUAUUUGCAUAUGUAGCUGAUAUUACUCAAGAACACGAGAGGAUUACAGCAUAUGGGCUGGUAUCAGCAACUUUUGCAGCAAGCUUGGUAACCAGUCCUGCCAUUGGUGCUUAUCUUUCAAGUAAAUAUGGUGAUAACCUUGUGGUGCUCGUAGCCACUGUGAUUGCUGCAUUGGACAUCUGCUUUAUUUUAGUAGCUGUGCCCGAAUCUUUACCUGAGAAAGUUCGACCAGCUUCACGAGGAUCACCUUUCUCAUGGGAGCAAGCGGACCCUUUUUCUUCCUUGAAGAAGGUUGGGAAGGACACCACUGUGCUGCUCAUCUGUAUAACUGUAUUUCUUUCGUACCUGCCUGAGGCUGGACAGUACUCUAGCUUUUUCCUUUAUCUUAAACAGGUUAUCGAUUUUUCUGCUGGAAAUCUGGCAGCCUUUAUAGCUGUGGUGGGAAUCCUCUCUAUAAUAGCACAGACUGUAUUUCUUAGUAUCCUAAUGAGGUCCAUAGGUAAUAAGAACACUGUUCUCCUAGGCCUUGGAUUUCAGAUGCUGCAGCUAGCUUGGUAUGGCUUUGGAUCCCAGCCCUGGAUGAUGUGGGCAGCAGGAGCUGUGGCAGCAAUGUCCAGCAUUACCUUUCCAGCAGUCAGUGCUCUGGUUUCGAGAAAUGCAGAUUCUGAUCAACAGGGUGUUGUGCAAGGAAUGAUCACAGGAAUCAGAGGGUUGUGCAAUGGCCUUGGACCUGCUCUAUAUGGUUUUAUUUUCUACAUGUUUCAUGUGGAGCUGGAUGCAAUCCCUGACAAGAAGGUCAAUGUACAAAAUCCCAAAAUGGAGGAUUCCAUUAUCCCUGGACCACCUUUCUUGUUUGGAGCCAUUACAGUCCUGGUAGCUUUUAUGGUUGCCUUAUUUAUUCCUGAGCAUGGCACCCCUGGUAAAGCCAGUAAUGUAAGGAAGCACAGCAGCAAUCUCAGCAACAAUCCCACCACUCCACCCAUUAGCAGUGACGAGGACAAUGAGCCACUGCUGCAGGACAGCAGUGUGUGAGGAUAUUAGCUUUGAAGAAAAAUUGCAGAUGUAAACAAAGAACAAUGUGUUGACUCCACUGGAUCUACUGGACAUUGAAAGACCAAAUGGCCUAUGAAAUUUGGAAACCAUUUUGAAGAAGGGCUAGUUUGAGAUCCAUGGAAGUGGAUGUAGCCAUGUGGUUUAGGUUGCUUCAUUUUUAAUGCAAGCUACUUGAAUCCAAUAUUCAGCACUGCCAGUUCAAGUACUAUCCAAAGUGUCAUCCUGAUGAAAGAAGUUCUACUUGAUGCUGAUCUUCAGCACUCAGAUAAUUUUGGAGAAGGGACACAUUCAGAGCCACAUCUCAGGGUUGUAACUUGUACACCAGUUGAAAGGGGAAGGAACAUCAUUUUGUGAAAAUUGAUCUGAUCUAUUUACUACCCCUGUAAUAAUGAAUUCUUUACCAGUUGGAUUUCAGUUUAUGUUCCCUUUGGCUGCGAUAGUUUAUAUUAUUACCCCAAAAAAAUGAAAAAGCAUUGAAUCAACUAAGUCUGUAUAUUUUUCAGUGUGCACAUUUGUUUCUGUUGAAUCCCUGAAACUCCACAGAAUGCUGAGGGUGGAGCGGGGGGAGGGGAGGUAAAGAGAAGGGACCUAAAUGAUUUGCAUAGAAAUGUGUACAUAGAUUUUUGAAGAUGGCUAUGCAAAUCAAGAAGAACAAGUACUUCACUUUGCAAAGUAUUAAGGAAGGCAAUCUGUGAAAUUACAACCCGAACUUCCUUCGGCCUUCUUACAAAUUUGAACAAAGUACGUCGUGGAAAUAUUAAAUUCUUUACUUUGGCAACUGUCUGUAAAUGAAUAAAACAGAAGUUAUUCAGUACUUAAAGUUGUAAUAACUAAGCUGUAGAUUCUUAUGUCAACACCCCAGACAAUUGAACUGCUAAGAGUAAAAUAAUCACUCGUUUUUGCUCAUUAAGAGAGAAUUUCAAGUAUCUCCUGCAUACGUCAUAUCUUUUUUUCAUUUUGUGGGAAGGCUGUGGUUGAAGUAUCUGUUAGAGAAGAUUAUUUUUCUGAUAACUUUCAGGUAAGGAUAAAACUUAACCUGUGAAAGUAACUGCAGUUUUCUAAAGAACAAUAUGUAUGGAUUAUCUAAUACUAUUUUUGAAUGAAUUUUAUAUUUAAUGUUUCAAGCAAAUAUUGUGGGGGAUUUAGAGAAACCCUUUUGUACUUCAGUGAAAAGCUAUUUUUUGUUGUAAAGUCAAAAAGGUUUCACUAAAACUGCAGGAAGUUGUCCAGUUCGGCAGAUUAACCACGCCCCUGUUCUUUCCUUGCACUUGGCCUCAGCUGCUAACCGUGCAUAGCCUCAAACAAGUAAUCUGCUACCUCAGCUUUAGCCUAUAUGCAAGCAGCUUUGUAGGCUUGCUACCAUUAAUUCUGAUCUCUUCUCUGCUACUGUGUGCAUUAGAGCAUAAGCUAACUGGAUUGAGUUCACUUUUGAACCAGUGGGAUGCUGUUUUUGUGCAGUUCUUUUGGCACUUAAGAAAAUCUCUUUCUUGAUAUCCUGUUUUACCAGAGGUUCUUUCUGUUUGGAAGAAGCACAAUCCCAUGAAAGAUAUUUGACCCCAGUGUACUUGGGUAAGCUGACUGAUUAAACAGUUCCAUUAAAUAUUAUUUCAUAAUUCCAGAAAGAGAGCCUAAUUUGGUAGAAAUUAAUAUUAGAUAUGAUUAUGGAAAUGUUUAACUUGUGCUCUUCAUUCAGAUGUUUUUUGCAAACUUUGGAAAAUUAUUUGCCUGCAAUUGAGUGAUUUUUUUAAAUGGUCUGACAUAGUUGGUGAAAACCUAAUUUUCCUAGACCUCCCCAAAAAAUGUUUUUAUGAAUCAAUUUUUCAAAACCAUCUGCAUUUAAUUUUCAUAUGAAACUGCUACAAAAACUGGAUGUGCCCUUGCCAAUCCUUUUCCCCCCUUGAUACUGAAGUUAUUUUGUCAUCAAAUACUAAGUUUAAAAAAUGCACUGAACAAGGUCAUUUGACGGUACGUUAUGCCUUAAAGUAAGGUGAUCAUUUACUUAGUAAUAGUUUUUCUGUUAAAUUCUGUAACUCCUAUAUCAGGUUGGGAACAAUAUCAAGUUUCUACUGGGAUAAAUAAUGUUGAGAAAAAAGUGGCAAAAGCAAAAUUUCAGACCCUUUCCCAGAAUUUUGCUUAACAAUCUCAGGAUUGUGCUGAGAGAAGUGUGAUUUUCUAAAAUUGAGUAUUAAUAAAACUGCCCUUCUGAUCAGUGCUACAGGGUGUAGUUCGCUACUGGUAGAUUCACCAGUUAGAUCAUUAUUGGUGCAACUUUAAUAGUGGUCCUUUAUGCAACAAAAACGUGAAGCACCUGUCUCAAUUGAUUUUCUCAUCCUAAACGUCUGAUUUCAGAGAAAAUAACUGGUUUCUUCAUUACCUUUAGCACAUAUGAAAAAUAGAGUUUGAAUUAAAUUUCUAAUUAAGAAUUUCUAACUCUCGUUCAAAUUCAUUUAAAAUGUGGCCCAUCUGAUUACUUUGUGGAGUUUGAUAAUGACCUGUAUGCACACAGAUUGUGCUCAAGUGCAACGUGUUGUGUAUUGUGAAGAGAAUUCCUAAAAAGAAAAUCAUUUUCGGUUUUAAAAAAAUGUUAUAAAAUAUAUUUUCUGAACGAAAAGUUCAGAAAAGCAGAGAUUUUCAGGCAUCUUGGCACUGGCAUUGUUUGUAUCCUGUUAGUUAUAUUACCACUUUCUUCAAAUGUGCCUCAUCUGGAACUGUAUAAAAUGUACAUUAAAAAAACUUCAAAGUAAUUUAUUAAAAUAAGUAAACCCAA
Molecule: messenger RNA, 4492 nt
Organism: Carcharodon carcharias (great white shark)
Lineage: Eukaryota; Metazoa; Chordata; Chondrichthyes; Lamniformes; Lamnidae
Product: hippocampus abundant transcript 1 protein-like
Exons: 12
Coding region: 4-1704 (566 amino acids)
Biological process (GO): transmembrane transport
Cellular component (GO): membrane
Molecular function (GO): transmembrane transporter activity
Source: RefSeq, a predicted model, not a curated record